CUGGGCGGAGUCUCCCCUGCCGGCUGCUGCCCUUGCUCCCUGGGCUCCCACUUUAGGGGACUCUCCGUGCCUGCCGGGCACGGACCCAGGCUGGCCCAGCACCCUGCUCUGCCCGAGUCACCGCGGCGUGUCUGCCAGCCAAGGGGGACCCCAGUCCCCGCAGCUCGGCCGGGGAAACCUGGCAGCCUAGCUGGGUGUUAAGCAGCUCCCACUUGUGGCUGGCGCUCAGGCUAUCUGCCCUGUGUGACAGGGCCGUGUACAAUCCGUGUAACACGUGUCAGACAGGCGUGUGCAGCCUGUAUGGACCAGCGCUGGGGGAGUGACAGCACCUAGCACCUGUGCUGGCCCAGCCCUGCCCAGACGCUGCGUUCACUGCUCCAGCCAGGGACAAGUCAGGUGUGAUGCUACCUGUCACUUCUGGGGGGCCCAGGUGCUUCUCCCAUAGAGCUGCUAGUGCCACGGCCUAGCCCCGUGUCAAGGAUCUGUGCUGGUGGAGGGCAGAUGUUCCGCUUUAGCGAGUGGCCGGCCUUAAAGAGACAAAAGCUGGGGAAGUCUGAGACAGCCAGAGCUUUGCCUAGCUCCCACAGUGCGUUGGGACCAGCCUGGAUCCUGCCCUGCCUGGGGCUGGCCUCAUACAUCACAGCGGACUGGUUAUGCGUUGCCCCCUCUUUGAUUCAGGAGCCUCUUAUAUCCUCGCUGCCCCUGGAGCAGGAUGCAGGCCAGGCCGCAAUGAGCCCCUGCGGAAGGAGCGGCCCAAAUGGAAGAGCGACUACCCCAUGACGGACGGGCAGCUGCGCAGCAAACGGGACGAGUUCUGGGACACGGCACCUGCCUUCGAGGGCCGCAAGGAGAUCUGGGAUGCCCUGAAGGCGGCUGCCUACGCUGUGGAGGCCAACGACCACGGGCUGGCCCAGGCCAUCCUGGAUGGCGCCAGUAUCACCCUGCCCCACGGGUCCCUGACCGAGUGCUACGACGAGCUGGGGAACCGCUACCAGCUGCCCGUGUACUGCCUGGUGCCACCUGCCAACCUCAUCCUGGAGCGGGGUGGCGACGAGAGCAUGGAGCCCCCGGAGCCGGCACCCAGCGCCCGGCGUGAGUUCCCGCUCAAGGUGCGGCUCUCCACCGGCAAGGACCUGCGGCUGAGCGCCAGCAUGGCCGACACCGUGGGGCAGCUGAAGAAGCAGCUGCAGGCGCAGGAGGGCAUCGAGCCGGGCUGGCAGCGCUGGUUCUUCUCCGGCAAGCUGCUGACGGACCGCACGCGGCUGCACGAAGCCAAGAUCCAGAAGGACUUUGUCAUCCAGGUGAUUGUGAACCAGCCGCUGGUGCCCAGGAACUGAGCCGGGCCGUCUGACGGGCGCAGGGGCUGCUGGGCCCCACGGAAACCCAGCAGGGCCCUCUGAGCUGGCAAACUGAGUUUCCAGCCCAGAGGCGACAGCCCGCACUCGCCCGCCGGGCACGGCUGGGCACACAGCCCCGGGCAGAGCUGCACCCACGGAGCUUGCGCUCGCCUCUGCUCUGCGUCGAUCCUCCCCGCCCCUUUGUGCUGCAGCUGCGGGGUGGGGGCUCACUGGCAUCAGAACACAGCAGCCCCCUCAAAGCCCUGUCCCUGGAGGAGGUGUACCCAGCAGUCUCGGGAAGGGCUGUGGGAUGGGUGGAGCCUCUCUCACCCCAUCGGCACUUGGACACUCUCAUAAAAUGGUUUUGGGAUUUGAGACCAAAUCUCUUCCUGCAGGAGCCGCAUUCCCAGGGCGCCGGGACCCUGCUGCGCCCAGGGCGCCUGGCACCUCGGGCUGCCCUCCCAAGCCCAGCUUCUGGGGCGAGCCAG
This is a messenger RNA of Gopherus evgoodei (Goodes thornscrub tortoise), 1825 nucleotides long. Its product is annotated as ubiquitin domain-containing protein 1-like. Gene Ontology annotation, molecular function: protein binding. The transcript has 3 exons. The record is from RefSeq and is a predicted model, not a curated record. Lineage: Eukaryota; Metazoa; Chordata; Testudines; Testudinidae. The coding region runs from base 654 to 1337 and encodes 227 amino acids.